UAUUAUACACCGUCUGGCAACGCAUCAUUCUCCAUCGUCGCGUUUUUCCAGGCCUGGGCUAAGGUUAAAAACUAGCCUCCUAGAAUUGACAUUAAAAUAUAGCGGAUACGGUCAAGAAGCUAACUUUUCAAGAUGGGGAGGAGGUCGAUAAAUACCACUAAAAGUGGUAAAUUUAUGAACCCCACUGACCAAGCUCGAAAAGAAGCAAGAAAGAGAGAACUAAAGAAGAACAAGAAACAGAGAAUGAUGGUGCGUGCGCACGUUUUGAAGAUGAAAGAUCCCAUACAGAUCAUCCAGGACAUGGAGGAGUUGGAUGAGCUUGAAUUAAAUCCUGAAACAUGUAGCCAUCUUGGAGAGAAAGUUAUCAAAGACAAACGCAAAAAGUUGAAGGAGACACUGGACAGAGUACUGAAACUCUAUCAAAAAGAAGAUCCUGACAGAUAUGCAGACUAUAAACGAGCUGAGAUGGACUACGACAAGAAACGCCAACAGCACGCUAAAUACUAUGAAUCCAUUCGUGAAACACAGCAAGUAAAUGUGGAUUCCAUUCCUCUGCCCGAUGCUCCGGAAAUCCCUUCUAUGAUACCGCUCCCAAAGGAUAUUCCUCUACCUGGUGCAAUGCCGCCAUCAAUCCUGAAGAAGACAUCUGCUUAUGAGCAAAGUGCGUCGUCAAGGCGUGUACCUGGACCGCCACCUGGUUUACCUCCUGGAUUGCCACCUGGUAAACGACCUCCAGGCCCUCCACCUGGAUUACCGCCGUGGGUUCUUGAGAAAGCAGGUGUCUCUGAUGAUGCUGAUGAUAAUGAGGGCAAUAGUGAUAUUGACGAUGAACAGCCAUAUCAUCCAGAGGAAGAUGUGGAGGACAUGAUGAUUGGUGAACAUCCCGAUGCUGAAAAUAGUGAAGGUGAUGAAAACGAAAUGGAUGAGGAUGGAGAUGAGGAGCAUGACAUACAAGAAGACGACGAAGAUCAAGGUAAGCGAUCCGUACGUUUUGCUGAUGAGGAUAAUAAGAGCGAGCAGUUGAGAAUACCGAAAGGAAUGACAGCGUUACAGGCUAAAAUGUUAAAGCUUGCUGGACAAUUGAGGGACCCACUACCACAUGAUGAUGUGGAGGACAAUAUGAGUGAUGAUGAAGGCAACAAUGAACAAGGUUUACAGGAGAGAGAUGAAAAUAACUUUGAAGACAAACAAGAGAGUAAGGAUACAUCGGAAAUAUCACAACCGAAGUCAGGACCACCUACAAGUUUACCGCCAGGCCAGGCUUCUAGGUUCCUACCACCUGGUGCACCACCAAAUCCUCCUCAAGGACCGCCUCCUCGUCCCCCACCAGGUUUCCCACCUGGAAUGGGAAUGCCGAAUUUCAACCGACCUCCCCCGCUUAGAACCCUUCCUCCAGGGAUGUUGCCACCUGGUCCACCACCAGGUCGCCCGCCUGCGCCACCACCAGGCCCUCCUCCGGGUAUGCCUCCUCUCAUGCGCAGUGCAAUGCCAAGGAUUCCUCCCCCAUCAAAUUUACGACCGCCACGUGGGUUACCUCCUCCGCCGGGAACAAGGCCGGUAGUACCACCUGUCCCGCAGGUGUCGGAGAACCCCAAUGUACUGAGUGCGCCUCCUAGUAUUCAUAAAUUGCCUACAAGACAGGAAAUGUUAGAAAAGAUGCCUAUUCAGUCUGCGACUAUUGAAGCGAAGCCGCAAUUGAGAAACCUUCAAGCUGAUGUAACACGGUUCAUGCCAACAUCUCUCAGAGUUAAAAGAGAUGCUAAGGCGAAAUCAAAGACUAGCAAAUCGGGUCCUGAACGUAAUGAAAUUGUUGUUGCUCCAGCUCCUAAGCCAACCGUUUCAACAGCAACAAAGGAUGAUGCUUAUGAACAGUUCAUGAGGGAAAUGGAAAACUUUCUUUGAAUUGCUGUCCACCACAGAGAGUUUCUUUCAACAUUAUAUGAAGUUGUCUGCCAGAGUAAGCUCUCUGCAUGCAGCAGUAUUUGUGGGGAACAUUUUAAAGUUAAUGAUCAACAGAACUGCAGCACCAAUACAGCAAUUGAGGAGGCUGUUUAGCAGUUGAUGUGAGUUUGAUAUGCAUCAAAACUCUAACCCUACACCUUCUAGGCCUAGAAUCACAAAUCAAGCCCUAGAACUGCUAGACCUACAAUAGGAUCUAAACUCCCCCUGACCCAAGAUCACAAUUCAAGCUUUAGAAAUGCUAUGCCUAGGGUUAUAAUGCCAACCUUAGAACUGCUAGGUUAUGGUAAAAAUUCUAGCUUUGGAACUACUUCUAAAUCAGCAUCACAAGUAUAGGUUUCAAGAAGUUAGAUUGUUAUGACAAUGUUAUACUGUAACACCUUAUUGAAUUGUUAUAGGCUAAACAUAAACAAAAACAGUGAAGUCAAUAAAUAUUUAAAGGGAUGCCUGUCGUUCAUUGUCCUUAGUGGACAAUAGGAAGGACAAUGCUUGUUUACCCCUGUGAUUCAACUUCUUUGUCACAGAUUUCAAUAGGACUUCAAGGUUACAAUCAAUAAACAGAACCAAUGAAGUCAAUAUUAACUGUUUUAACACUCAUUAUUUUAAGUUGCUUUAUCCUCACCUUCAAGAUAUACUGUUUGUUUUGAGCUAAACAAAAUUCAACAAUGUUAAAUACUAGUACUUUGUAUAAUACUGCAUAUUAGGCCAAAUAAAAUUAAUUUCUAGUUACACGUCCCCACCCUCAUCAAAUUUUGGAACCUCAUGGAAAAAUUUACUAUUUGCUAUCUAAAAAAAAAACAUUCAUUUUUCCAUGGACAAUAAAAAUAAUGACUAUCUGAAAGAAUGAUGUCAAGCCUAUGAAGAGGUGGGAAUAUAAAUGGCAGAAAUACAUUACAAAGAUUCAUUUGACUUCCUUUAUAAAAAAAAUAUUACUGUAUUACUAUUUACCAGCCUGUUUACCACUAGUACAUAGGAUAGUAAAAACAGAUAGUAAAUACCAUUUCCUAAAAUAAUUUCAAAUCCCAGACGUGAAACCAACAAUUAAUUUUAUUUGGCCUUAAGCUAGGCACUCACUGCGCCGGCAGUCGUUGGCGGACAUGAGCCCUACGAUAUGGUGCAACGGAUCGUUUUUAAUGACAGUCCGUUUAGAAUGCCACCGAUAAUCAGCAAACGGCGUGACACUGUCUAGUGCUCUCAUCAGGGAGCGGAGUAGGAUUUGUUGGAUGGCAGUCUUGUGACCGUCACCAUACAAUACAAUGAGUGGCCGGCUCAAGUUAUUAGCUUUGAUAUUCUUUGCAAUUAAAUUGGAGCUGGUAGUCAAUUUAAGGAUUUUUAUUGUAAUAAAUACACAGUUUUUCAGUCUAUAUCAUUGGAAGUUCUUAUAUAUUUAAAUGAUCACAAUUUUUAAUUGAUUUUUUUUUAAAUAUAUUUUAUGACGUACAGUAUACAGUACUUUGAAUAUUACAUCUACAAAACAUUAAUAAUGUUGAAGCUUAUUUAUAUGCUACCUAAUGUAGAAAUAAUUACCUUGAGGUUACAACAAAGUCAAUACAGUAAUACUAGAUAAAAAUGCAAAUAUAAAUCUUAAGACAUCUUAUCCAUUGACAGUAUAUAAGUACGGAUAUUUCACAACAGGCAGUAUUAUUGCUUUUUUUAGUAACUUCAGCUACAUCAAAAGCCUCUAAUAGAUGUGUGUACUGCCAACAAGACAGUGACCCCCCCCCCCCCACCUCAAGUAAUAAAAGAUGGGACAAUCAUUCAUAUUUAAACAGUGUGCCGACAUGAUAUUUGGGUAUGAUUGGAAAUCAUGAUCAAACGAUAUCAUUUUAGUGUUAUAAUAAUAAAUUUUAUCGAGUUUAAACCAAUAACAAUCGAUUUUGACUUGUGCAGUCAUUCGUUGUGUUAUCUACUUUAUUUUAUAAAGAGUAUUUGAGAUAAUCUCAGUUUUUAUGAGACAUCGUGUGAACACCGCCCUCUGUUGCUAGCCCUGCCAGGAUCACACAUCCUUAACAUGACGAAAAUUUUCAUAAGCCAUCAGCUGGUUCGUGAUUAGAUAUUUAUAUAUCGAUAAAUGUACUGUGUGUUAUUAAUUAUAUUUAAAAAAAAUCAUUAAGUUGUUCGAACAAUUUAAUGUUGUAUUGAUUGUUAAAUGGAUUGUAUAAUUUAGAGCAAUAAAGAAAGUGGGUUUAAUGACUUGGUAGACGAA
Messenger RNA from Anneissia japonica, 4165 nucleotides. Its product is annotated as WW domain-binding protein 11-like. Lineage: Eukaryota; Metazoa; Echinodermata; Crinoidea; Comatulida; Comatulidae. Bases 133 to 1902 code for a protein of 589 amino acids. Gene Ontology annotation, cellular component: spliceosomal complex. The transcript has 10 exons. The record is from RefSeq and is a predicted model, not a curated record. Gene Ontology annotation, biological process: mRNA cis splicing, via spliceosome.